Miscanthus lutarioriparius is the source of this 891-nucleotide messenger RNA. The record is from the annotation of a GenBank genome assembly. NCBI's taxonomy places the organism in Eukaryota, Viridiplantae, Streptophyta, Magnoliopsida, Poales, Poaceae.
AUGGCCGCCAUCGUAGCACCAAAACCCCUCCCGUUCCUCACCACCCUCACCACCCGCUCCUCACUUGCCCGCUUACCCACUCGGCGUUCCACCCAAACCUCCUGUUCCAGUGCCGGCCGCCGCGGUCCCGCUGUCGCGGCCACUCCUCGUCCCGGCGUAGCUUGCAGGGUCCAUUCCCGCCUUAGGUCUCUUCUCCCUCCCAGCGCGGCAGCCUCGCCCCCAACCGCGGCAGCGGCGGAAGGCAUGUCUGACCCGGAGCUGAGUCUGGUGCUCGAGCUCGCUACCGACGAGGAGCUGAUGGAGGUGGAGGAGAUCCUCUACGGCACCAGCUAUUUUAGUCCAUUGCUAAAGUCAAUUGCAAGAAGACCGAACUCAGAUGGUGUUGUUGUUUUGGAUGAUAUCGAGGAGAGAGAUCAUUUCAUCUCAAAAUUAGAGUCAAGGUUCCUGUAUCUUGCUGCAGAUGCUCGCUCUAUCAUAAGGAGGUGGAGACCAUCAUACAGUGAUGUCUUGCUCAGAGGUGGUAGUGCAUUGACUUUGAAAACAAUAUAUGAAUCGUUAGCCAGUAGACUGUCUGGAAAACUGCUGAAGGAGGCUGCAAAUUAUGAGAUAAAGAAAGAACUUGUUAAGCAGGGUGGGCGGUUGGCUGCUGUUAACCUGGAGUCUAGAGCUGGUUUGCUUGCAGCUAGGCAGGGUUUGGCUCGGGCAGCAUCGAGAUAUGUUGGACUCAGGAGUGUCAUGACAUUUCUUGGACCAAUAUUGUGGGGGACACUCUUGGCUGAUAUUGUGAUUCAAAUGCUGGGCACGGAUUAUGCUAGGAUCGUCCAGGCAAUCUAUGCAUUUGCUCAGAUUCGUCUGACUCGGACAAGUUACAUAGAACCUGAUGAAGAAUGA